AUGUCGGCAAAACAAAUUAACAUUCUCUUGACUUGUGCAACUGGCUACAUCGGAGGCUCCGUUCUGACUGGUCUCCUUCAACAUCCAAAUGUCUCGAACUUCAGAAUAACCGCUCUGAUUCGUGGUGAUGAAAGCAGAGUGAAAAGGAUUGCGUCGCUCGGUGUUACUACUCUGAUCGGCUCAAAUGAUUCGCACGAUAUCAUCGAAAAAGCAGCAAGUGAAUCACAUGUCGUUAUUCAUACGGCCAAUUCGGCUGAUGAUCUUCCGUCGACUAGAUCGAUUAUUAGUGGUUUGAACAAACGAACUCAGACGACAGGAAAACCAGUUAUUUAUAUUCAUACUAGCGGUACCGCUGUUAUUUCUGAAGAUGUUCGCGGCAAGAAAGGAUCGAACACGGUCUACAGCGAUCUGGAUCCCGAUAAGAUCAACGGUGUAGCCGACGAACAGGCACAUCGGAAUGUCGAUCUCCUUAUAAUCAACGCAGCACAAGCCAAUCCUCAAUUGAAGAGUGUCAUCGUUCUUCCGCCCGCCAUCCAUGGCAUUGGUACAGGAUUGUUCCAUCACUAUUCCGAGACACUUGCAGCACUGAUUCGUGCCGCCUUGAAACGAGGCAAGGUGGAGUCACAUGGCCGAUUUAGUUGA
Molecule: messenger RNA, 642 nt
Organism: Didymodactylos carnosus
Lineage: Eukaryota; Metazoa; Rotifera; Eurotatoria; Philodinida; Philodinidae
Source: the annotation of a GenBank genome assembly